UGAUGCACUAGUCUAUGUCUUUUAUAUGGUUGAAUAUGUAGUGUGUGUAGAUAAUGAAGAUUCAUACACCAACAAACCACAUCCACAUGCCAAUUAUGCCCCAAUAACAAAAAACAUUCCAUGAAAAACAAUACAUUCCAUGAUAAAGCUAGAAUUAAAAAGCUAAAAUAUAGAAUUAAUAUAUAUUCUACUUCAUCUAGUUCCUUAUAUUCUCCUACCAACAACAAAACCACACCACCAUUUUUGAUUUCCUAAGCUAAAUUUCCUAAUUUUUCCCUCUAAAAUACCCAAAAAAAAAAAAAAAAAAUGGUGUCUUCAACUUAUGUUUUCUCCAAUAAAUUCCCAAGAAGAAUUUUGUCACAAUAUUCAUCACCAUUGUAUCAUCAUCCAACACCAUCACCACCACCAUUAGACUACCAACUAUACAGCGCAACGAAAAACGAAACAACCUUUGAUUCUAAUGUUGUAAUGAUCCUUUCAGUCUUACUAUGCUUAUUAGUUUUCUCCAUAUGUAUUAAUUGCUUAAUUAGGUGUAUGUUUAAGUGCUUAAUUUGGAUUACUACACAGCAAGAAGCUAAUCAUGUUCUUAAUAACAAUAAUAACAAGGUUGUUAUGAGUGGUGUUGAUAAAAGGGCAUUGAAUACAUUUCCUAAGGUGAAAUACUCCAAGAAGGUGAAGAUACAAGGGUUAAGUAAUGAAUGUGUUAUUUGUUUAUGUGAGUUUAAGGAAGGAGAAAGAGUAAGGAUCCUACCAAAGUGUAACCAUGGUUUUCAUGUUAAGUGUAUUGAUGUGUGGCUUAGGUCUCAUUCUUCAUGCCCUACUUGUAGACACUCUUUGCUUGACACUUGUCAAAAAAUCAUUGGAUUUAAUGAUGAUCAUGAUCAUCAAGCUUCACCAUCAUCAUCAUCAUCAUCGUCAUCAUCAUCAUCACCAUCAUCAUCAUCUUCAAGAGAGUUGAUUGGUAUUAGUAUUGAGCCACUUGAAAGGGAAGAUUUUGUUAGAAAUUAGUGUAUAAUUUCACUUUUUUGGGGAAUUUUAAUAGCCAAUCAACCAUCCAAGAGUAGGAAGUAAGGAUGAUUUUUGUUUUCAAUUUUCUAGCUUUAAUGUACAUAAAAAUCUAUACUAUCUAUGUGCUUCAUGUUUAUAUGUUUCAUGCAAUUCUUAUUCGUUAAAAUAACAUGUUAUACA
Molecule: messenger RNA, 1188 nt
Organism: Amaranthus tricolor (Joseph's coat)
Lineage: Eukaryota; Viridiplantae; Streptophyta; Magnoliopsida; Caryophyllales; Amaranthaceae
Product: RING-H2 finger protein ATL74-like
Exons: 1
Coding region: 307-1008 (233 amino acids)
Biological process (GO): protein ubiquitination
Molecular function (GO): transferase activity
Source: RefSeq, a predicted model, not a curated record